AGGAUGAGCUGCGACAGCCUGCCGGUGCUGGGGGACACCGAGGUGCUCUGCAUGGGGUACAACCGCACGGAAGCCACCACCCUGCCGCCUUUCUUCGGGAAGCCCACGCGCCCGGCCAAGGACGUGGCCAAAAACCUCACGCCGCUCAGCGGGCAGCGCCCCUCGGGGCUGGACUGCGGACGGACUUGCAAGUGCAAAGCGCCCCUGAUCCCCAUCUCCAAGGAGUCCCAUCCGCUGUACAACCGCAUCAGGACCGGGCAGGUACCCAACUGCGCCAUCCCCUGCUACCAGCCCUACUUUACCCAGGACGAGAAGACCUUCGCCACCUUCUGGAUCGGCCUCUGGUCCAUCCUCUGCUUCCUCUCCACCUCCACCACUGUGGCCACCUUCCUCAUUGACAUGGAGCGCUUCAAGUACCCCGAGCGCCCCAUCAUCUUCCUCUCUGCUUGCUACCUCUUCGUCUCCGUGGGCUACAUCGUGCGGCUGGUGGCAGGGCAUGCCAGCGUGGCUUGCAACCCGGAGCACCACCACAUCCACUAUGAGACCACAGGCCCUGCCCUCUGCACUGUGGUUUUCCUUCUCCUCUACUUCUUCGGCAUGGCCAGCUCUAUCUGGUGGGUCAUCCUGUCCCUCACCUGGUUCCUGGCAGCCGGCAUGAAGUGGGGCAACGAGGCCAUUGCCAGCUACGCGCAGUACUUCCACCUGGCCGCCUGGCUCAUCCCCAGUGCCAAAUCCAUCGCUGUGCUGGCACUCAGCUCCGUGGACGGCGACCCGGUGGCCGGGGUUUGCUACGUGGGCAACCAGAGCCUGGAGAACCUGCGGGGUUUUGUGCUGGCACCGCUGGUGGUUUAUCUCUUCACCGGCAGUCUCUUCCUGCUGGCCGGCUUCGUCUCGCUCUUUCGCAUCCGCAGCGUGAUCAAGCAGGGCGGCACCAAGACUGACAAGCUGGAGAAGCUGAUGAUCCGCAUCGGCAUCUUCACUGUGCUCUACACCGUGCCCGCCACCAUCGUCAUCGCCUGCUACAUCUACGAGCAGCACAACCGGGAGGCAUGGGAGCGGGCGCAGAACUGCUCCUGUCCGGGGGACCCCCCCCGCCCCAAGCCCGACUACGCCGUCUUCAUGCUCAAGUACUUCAUGUGCCUUGUGGUGGGCAUCACCUCUGGCGUCUGGAUCUGGUCCGGCAAGACGCUGGAGUCCUGGAGGCGCUUCACAGCCCGCUGCUGCCGGGCCCGGAAGCCCGCAGGCGCCUCUGUGUACGGCGAGGCCAGCCCAGCGCUGACGGGCAGGACGGUGCUGCCCAGCAUGGCCUCCUACCACAACUGCGCCUCUGUCGGAGACAGUGCCAGGUUUGAGAGUGAACAGUUAAUUUAG
This is a messenger RNA of Egretta garzetta (little egret), 1371 nucleotides long. RefSeq names its product frizzled class receptor 5 (gene FZD5). NCBI's taxonomy places the organism in Eukaryota, Metazoa, Chordata, Aves, Pelecaniformes, Ardeidae. The annotation marks the transcript as partial. Gene Ontology annotation, molecular function: Wnt receptor activity; Wnt-protein binding. Gene Ontology annotation, cellular component: plasma membrane. The transcript is spliced from 2 exons. The record is from RefSeq and is a predicted model, not a curated record. Gene Ontology annotation, biological process: non-canonical Wnt signaling pathway; canonical Wnt signaling pathway.